Messenger RNA from Besnoitia besnoiti, 10800 nucleotides. RefSeq lists its product as uncharacterized. Gene Ontology annotation, molecular function: ubiquitin protein ligase activity; ribosomal large subunit binding. The transcript is spliced from 6 exons. Gene Ontology annotation, biological process: ribosome-associated ubiquitin-dependent protein catabolic process; rescue of stalled cytosolic ribosome. Gene Ontology annotation, cellular component: cytosol; RQC complex. Bases 1 to 10800 code for a protein of 3599 amino acids. NCBI's taxonomy places the organism in Eukaryota, Apicomplexa, Conoidasida, Eucoccidiorida, Sarcocystidae. The record is from RefSeq and is a predicted model, not a curated record.
AUGGCGCCCAAGCCGAGCCCCUCGUCUUCCCCCGCCGCGUCUCGCGGAAAGAUCAGCGGGAAGGAGCUGAAGCAUCAGCUCCGCGGAACCGCGGCCUCCAGCGCGCGUGCAGCGAACCUCUUCUUCUCUUCUGAGUCAAGCGGCGGCGCCCCAAGCUUGACUGGCGGAGGCGCCACGCAGCUCGCAGCGAUCUUUGCGCACUUUGCUCAGGUUGCGACGACUACAGAUCCGGCGGCCGCCGAGGCCGCGGAGACGCGCAAGGCGCCGCGAGCCGCCCCCUCCUCUGGGUCUCCCUCCUCUUCUGGUGAAGCGCCCUCGCAGCACAGAGAAGAAACACGACGGGCGUCUGCGGAGAGGCGCGACAGCGCGGCGGCCUACGGACGCAGCGGCGGCGGCUUGGGCGCCCAGGCCUCCGCAGGCGCCAGGAGCGCCGCACCGUCGCCAAGCGGAGACGGCAGAGAGCAGGCACAGGUCGAUGAGAUUCACCGCGCCCUCGUGAAGCUCACGAAGCGCGACUCGGUCACGCGGCUCAAGGGCCUGCAAGAACUCGAGCACCUCUUGCAUGCGGCCGCUUCCUUUCCGUCUGCCUCCUCCGGCUCCUCUGCUGCUGCCUCUCGGUCUGCUUCUUCCGCGUCUUCUGCGGGUGCGUCAGCAACGGAGGCCGAUAACCCGUUCUUCCAGGAUGUCGCAGAAGGCAUUCUCUCGCAGUUCGUCUACGUCUACGGCCGGCUGGCCCUGUGGGACGCGGAGCGCCGCAUUCGCGCGGGCGUAAAUCGGUGCUUGGCGCUGAUCGCCGCGCGAGCGCGGAAGGUCCUCGCGCCGCACCUGCGGCUCCUGCUGCCCUAUUGGUUUGCCGCCUCCCAUGACGAGGCCUCCGACGUCGCGCUCGCUGCGCAGCAGGCCCUGGAGCUUGCGUUUCCCUCCGCUUCGGCCUCCGCCGCCUCCGGUCUCUCCGCGGCGAGUUCAGUGGCCUCCGCCGCUGCCGGCUGCUUUCGCGGGUUCGUCGGCAGGCACGCCCGCCUGGUCGCGGCGCUGACGCACUGCAGGGAGGCGAUCUUCGCGGAGUAUUUGCAGCUGCUCGCCACCGAUGUGCGAGGCCUCACGGCGCUCAUCUACGGCGACAAAGGUGCUCAGAAGAAGGGCGCAGUCGCGGACGCGAAGCAAGACGAGGAGGCUGAGGAUCGGUACGACCGGACGCUGCGCUGCGUCCUCCUCGCUUUCGGGCAUCUGGCGCGGCUCCUGGCUGCCACGUCCCUCGCGAAGAAAGAAGCCCCGCAGGAGGCGUGCAUGCUAGGAGGCUGGGCGAAAGACUUUGAGCCGCUUUUCUCCGUUGGCGCGCAGACCGGCCUCGUGCGCUUCCUCGCGCCCACGGCCUUCCGCCUAUCGGUGCGGCAGGCUGCGCUCGCGUCGCUGCACGCGAUUGUGAAGACUUUCUCUCAAGCCGGACUUCCGCUGCCGCUUCCUCCGCAGGCGACAACUUCGCUCUUUGCCUCGCUUGGCCUCACGGGCGGCACGGGCGGGAAGCACGACAAAGCACUGAAGACAAAAGAGAAAAGGAAGGCUGCCUCUGCAGCUGCGGCGGCGUGCCCUGCAGGGGCGGCUGCAGGCGAGGCCGCUGACGGCGCCGCUCACGCCGCAUCCGCCCCUCUCUCCCUCGCGGCGCGGGCUGCGUAUGCCCGCGACCACGAGGUCUUCCCGUUGCCUCUCUUGCCCAAGAGCUUCUACUCCGCCGUCUUCAGCGCCCUCGCUGACCGGCUCCUCUGCGCCUCGCGCAUGACCGCCUACUGGAGCGAGAGCCGCGCGGCGGCGGCCCUCAGCGCUCGCGGAGGAGGCGCCCCGGGCGACCUGGAAGGCGAGAAAGUUGGAGCACAGCGCACACACUCCGCAGUCGCCGACCGGGGGAGGAAGACAUCGGCGGCAGCUUGCGAAGGGGGCGGGGGGGUCGCCCCGCAGGACGGGGUCGCGGAGCGCUCGGCAGACGGCGAGAGCGACGCGGCCGCAGUCGAGAAAGAGGUCUUUGACGCGCAUGCAAAGGUCGUGGAGCAGCAAGUCACUCUGCUCUUGCCCAAGCUCCUCGCGGCCGUUCGGCACGGAGGGUAUUCGGCGUCUGCGUCCUUCUACGACGCGCUGCUUCCGCUGCUCGCCGCGCUACCGUGCGAGGUGCUGCUGCACUCGCAGGAGGGCCGCGCCUUCGUCGUGUCUCUCCUGGGCGACUGCGCGCUUCUGCAGCCUCUUCUCGGCCUACCGGCCACGGCGCGGGCCUCCGGCGCAAGCGGCAAGGCGAAGCGUCUCGCGCUGCUCCCCUUUGCAUGCGCCGUUGCAGGCCACACCUGGCUGGCGGCGGAAGGCGACCGCGGGAAGGCUAGGCCGGGUGCGGCAGACGGAGCUCAAGCACGCGAGACGGAGACGCCGAAAGCCGCUCUGGAGGGAGUCGCGGGGGAGGGAAAGCUCUCACAGGCGGCGGAUCAAAGUGGCGACCGCCGGUCGACGCGGCCAGGUCAGAGCAGAGAGACCAAGGCGGGGCUCUCCAGUGACCCAGCUUCCUCGCCCUCUCAAGUCGUUUCCGUGCUGCCUUACCCUGGCGCUCGCGCGUUGCUGACAUCGCAUUACACGACUCUUCUCUUUCUGCUGCAGAAGCGACUCCUCCCUCUUCUUCCGCUUCAGCGCACCCCUUCGGAGGCCACCGCCGCCUCCGCCUCGUCUCGCCAUGCAUCAGCUUCACGCCCCAGCGCGCCUCCGCCGUCUGGCGCAGACGGCGAGCAGCCGUCCUUGUCAGGCCUCGACGAAGACCAGAAAGACCUGCUUCGCCUCGCCGUCGCCCGCGCCGUCGCGCUGCCGCUGUGUUUUCUCUUUUUUCCCUCGCGGCGGAGCGCCGCUGCAAUGCCACCUCUCCUUCUGAGUCGUUUGCGAGAUCAGUGCGUCGGCGGAGCUGCAGCCGCAGAGAGUGAAAGCCAUGCAGACGCUCACGCGAGACGUGUGAGCAGCGAUGCGGACGAGGAGUUUCCUGUCCGCUGGCAUGACGACGGAGACAGACAGGCCUACCGCGGGGCGCUGGUGCCGACUCUCAGCUGGUUCACAGAGGAAGUUUUCAAGCGGCGCUUGGCAGGCGCUGAGGCUCUCGUCCUCUCGCCGUUGUUUGCCUGCCUCGCUGAACAUGCGCAGGGCCUCCUCACUGCGGCCGCUGCUGGUUCGCCCUCAGCCUCUCUUGCGCUGCAUGGCUCUGUCGCACGUGCGAUGGCUGAGGAGGAGUCCUCUGCGUGCCUCGUGCUGGGGCCUGAAGAAAAGGAAUGCCUCAUGCGCGCCCUCGCGCUGUUCAGCCAGACAGUCCUUCCGCUGUUCGCUGCUCUGCGGGAGGCCGCCCGCCAGGGCCUGACCUCUGCGUCUGCGGCUCCUGCGGCGUCCCCUUUGUCGCCUCGGGCCGCCGCCUCGCCCGCAGCUCAGGUGUCGUUGGCGAGUUUUGCCGCAGAUCUGCGGGCGCUUCAGGGGCGCGGUCUGGCGUUGCUUCUUCGCUUGCUGCGCGAAAUCCUCGUUGCACAGUGCCGGCGCGUCAGCGACCCGAGCCCCGAUGAAGGCGACCUCGCCCAGCCUGGCGCCAGCGAGCUGCGGCCUGCGCGAGGAGUUGAACGCGGCGACGACGAGACGCUGGACCUUGUCUAUCGAGACUGCGCGCGCGCGGUGCUGGCUGCGCUGUGGCAGAGUCUGGAGUCGAGCUGCGGCGCAGACGAAUCAGGAGAGGCGCGAGUUGGCGCGACGCGGGGCGAGUGCGAGCCUGAAGGCCUCGGGCCUCUGUCUCUUCUUUUGGGGGAUAGGGCCGCGCAUGGGAUCGCCGAAGAUGGAGAUGGCGGCGUCGUUCAUCUUCUCGGCUUUCUUGUGCGGGCAUGUGCAGAAGGCAUGGCGCGUGCAUUCUCUGCGCCGGCACACCCAGGGGCGGCCGCCGGAGGCAGCAAGCUCUCGCCCGCGGAGCGAAGUCUGUUUUCCUCCCUUCUCGCCCAGUGGGACGUCGCGCGCCUCUUCGUGGACGACUUGCUGCUGCCUCUCUUCAGCCGAGUGCAGGCCCAGGCCCGCGGAGAGUCGAGAGACGCAGCGCCACCGCUCGCGGACUCCUCAGCCUUCGCGUGCGCGUGGCGCGGCCUGGUCGCCGUGCUACUUCCUCCCUCCCCAGCUUCUGGGGGGCGAGGCGUUUCCUGCCCAGAGGGGGAUCAAAGUGAAGGCGCACCGGUCUCUGGAUCGGGCACAGAGGCCAGCGACCUCCUUCCGCAGCUUCGCUCGUGGCAAGAAAGUUUCGCCCUGGGCCUGCUGCAUCGCCUCUGGAAGGGCCUACGGCGUCCCGCUGGAGCCGCGCCCUCCGGACAUUCGCCUUCAGCGGGCGAGUCUCACCACGCGAGAGCGGAAGCGUGCGCCGGCGAAGAAGCGGCUCUCGAGAAGAGCCUCUUGGCCUCAGCCCAGUUCGCGCUCGCGGCCCCGGCGCCCUGGGCCCAAGAGGGCGCUGGGGUCUCCGCGGUCCUUGCCUGGAGCCCAACGCGGUCGCGGCUCCACCAGCUCGUCGCGCAGGAGCUCCUGCCGGACUACGUCGAGCUGCUUAAGGAGACGCUGGUGUACGCGAGCGGCGGCGGCACGACAGAGGAGUUAGAUAGAGAGCAAGACGCGGAAGCAGGCGCAGCAAGCAAUGCUGUGCAGGGGCAAGCCCUUGAGGCCCCAAUGAUCCGCGUCAAGACUGAAGAGGCUGUGCUGAUGUUGACCGGAGUCUGUCUCCGAGCGCUUCACCAGCUCUACGUUGACCAGGCCGACGUCUGUCAAGCGUCACAGGAGAAGCGCGGGAGCUCGUCUUCGCUCGUGCCUCAGGCGGACUCCAAGAAACUGUCUCUCUACGUCGAGGCGACGGCGCGUACGCGAGCGGAGCUGCUCGGUGUUCUGUUCCCGCUCGUGACUGAGGCGACUGUGCCUGUGCUUCUCUCUCGGCUGCCUGCGCCUUCGCCUACUUCGCAUUCGAGUCUGCCGCCGUCUGCCGCGCUCACCGCGUCCGUAUCUGUCGCUGACGCGUCGGCCGUCGCAGCUCUGAGUGAGUGGGCGGCGGGCCUUUUGGUGUUUCAUCUGCUUCAGCACCGGGCCCUGGAGACCGCGGACGGCAGCUCGUCCCAAUCGCUAGCGUCUCGCGCGUCGUCUUCUGCGGCGGAGCUCCUGGCUGCCCUCGCGGCGCGCCUGCCGGCGCCCGCGGUUGAGCAGCUUCUCUCUCUCCUCCGCGCGGCGCUGGCCUUUCCGCGCGCCUCCCUCUCCUCACCCGUCUUCGAGCCCGCGCCUGCGGCACGCCUCUUGCGCGACGUUGGCGAAGCAGCCGCAGAAGGAGGCGCAGCAGAGCAGGCGCAGGCCGACGAACCGGGUCGGCUCCUUCUGCGGGUCUCGGCCGCGACCGUGCACAGUUGGGCCAUUUGUCUGGCUGCGCUGGGCAAGGCACUUUUCGUUCGAGAAGCGGCGCCGCGUCUCCUGGCCCAUGCAUGGGAGAGCGAGACAUCCUCGCGCACGCACAGCAUGCACCACGGCUUGGAUGUCUUCGCCCUUCUGCUUCGCCUGCCGGCCCCCGGGCCUGCGCAGCUUCGCUCGCGCUCCACGCCUGCGACCGGCGGUUGCCUCGCGCCGCCCACGCCCUACAGCUCGGACUCGCAGUCGGCGGGCGCCUCCGCGCAGGGCGCUUCGGAGAUGGUGUCUCUCUUCCGAGACGCAAAGGAGGCUUUUCAGGGUGCGCAUCAGCUGGCGCUUGUUCACAGCUGCUUCCUUGCCUUCCUCGAUGCGUGGCGGGCUCUGUGCGCCGCCCCUGACUCGUCGCCGCACGCAAGCGGCGAAGCAACCGACCGCGCGCUGUUCCUUCUCUCGCCCGAGCUUCUGAAGGCCGAGCCAGGGUCCUCCAACUCCGGGCGCGUGGCUGCGCUGCUGUUGCUUCUCUUCGCCUCCGCGCGAGUCUCCAUCGAGCCUGACCUAGCUGUCUCCUCGUUCGCGAGUCGCGCCGCGACCGCGGUCGAAGCGUCCGAAUGCUCGGGCGCGUCGCGCAGCUUUUCUGCGCUUCCCGAGAUGUGUUUUCCGCGAUCCUUCGAGUUCGCGAGACGCAGAGAAAGAGUCGAGAGUCUGUUGAGCAUUGCCAUGCCUGCGCUGGUGACCACAGUGCUGAGGGAGGGUCCCCACAACGCUCUUCCAGACCCCGAAAGCCUCGCAAACGCUUUGCGCUACGGGGCGGACCAGGCCGUCCAGGCUCCUUCGUCUAGCCCUUCCUCACUCUUCUCUGCGCUCUUCUGGCAGCUCCUGCUCCACUGCGAGGCCGAAGGCGACUACGCCGGCGACGAGGGGGAGCCCGUGCGCGCCUCCUCCGCAACUUCGCCGCCCGCUUCUGGGACGGCAUCGGCUAUUGGGCCUUGCAUGCUGCGCGCAGCGACCAACAGCGCCCUUCGCGUCUUCCUUGCGCUCUCCAAGAUCUCCGCUGAGGACAGCGAGGCCUCUGUGGAGAGGGCCGCCGCGGGCCUGCAGGCCCUCCGCGGGGCCUUCGAGUUCCUCCGGUGGGUCUUUCGCGCGAGCUUGGCGACCGCGAAGGUACGCGCAGCGGCGCAGGGAGGCCAGGCAAAAGAAAGCAUCUGCGCCGCGGAGAACAGCGCGGAGAACGCGAGCGCGGCUGUCCCCAUCUCGUAUCCGAGCGCGUUGGCUGUUCAAGUCGCCGCAGACGCUCUGCAGGAUUUCCUCCGCGCCCUCGGCUCUGCGGCCGGCGAAGGCACGGGUGGAGAGGAGGAAGACUCGCGGCGAGCGCUGUGCGUCUUGCUCAGCGAAGAAGCUGAGAAAACGCAGCGUGUCCUCCUCGACUUGCUUCGUACGCAUGCUGCGCGCCUCCCCCUGCAUGCGCCUGUGGACGUUGUGGAGACGCGAGCCUCCUCAAAAAAUUCUGGCACUCUACUUAGAGAGGGGGCCCUCGCGCGCGUCGUGGCCUCUCUCGUCUCUGCGCUGCUGACGAUUUCUUCGCUAGGCAGAGAGCUCGGAGAAGCUGCGCGAGCGUCGGGUGAGCACUUGCCUUCUUCGCCGCCAGCAGAGUGUGCUCUCUCUGCGGCAGCCCGCGAACGAGAGAGCCAAGUUCUCAAUCUUCUUCAGUCGCUGCGCAGCGCACGGAGACCUCUCCUUCCGGCGAUUCAAAAGUCGCUAUUCGUGGAAGAGGAGAAGAGGGCUGCGCAACGGGACGACCCCUGUGAGACCGCCGGCGAGACGCUUGUGAGCAGAGACACGAGGGCCGCUGAAGCGCUUGAGGACUCGUGGAGGAGGCUGGAGGCCGUCGAUGCCGCCUGCGGCUUGCGGCUGGUCCUGCGUGCUUCGGCCGCCGCGCCGCCGCACUCGCCUCUCGAAGGAGGCCAAAGCGUCGAAGUUGCAGACAGCAGUGAACGUGACUUCGAGUCCGAACGGCUGAGCGACGAAGCAUUCCUCCGCGAGGCCCUCAGACUCGCAAACGGCGUGCUUGAGGCCUCCAACCGGUGCCAGCGCGCGGCGAGGGCGCGACAGGGGAGUCAGACCGAGGCGGAGCCCUCCGCAGGAUGUGUCUCUUCUUCGACGACCAGCUCUCCAGGCGCGGCCUCCGAGUUGCGGGCGGACGCAGGGCGCGAUAGCCAAGCCGCCAGCGUGCGCAGCUGCACUCGGGACGCGCGGCUCGUUCCGGGACGCAUGGGGGCCGUCUCCCACGUCCUGGCUCUGGCUGUGAACCUUCUUGGAAACGGGGCGUGGCGAGAGAGAAACGGCCUGGAGGUCCUGCAUAGUCAAGAGGCUGUGGCGACGGCGCGUCUGAGCAAACCCGUCAACCGCCUCUUGCUUUUGGCUCUCGCCGUCCGCCUCGCCGUCUUGUACGACGAGGCGCAGCGCCUCCACGAGCCUCGUGGCCGUGCCGCUGCCUCGUCGGCGUCUUCCGCUGCGGCCUCCACCGCCCUCGCGGUCGGGAAGAUGUCCUUCGGCCGCUGCGCCCUCACGCUGUCUCCCUACGUGUUUUGCUCCCAGUUCUACGACGACUCGGUCUGCCGCGUACUCCGCGCGCUCUGCGAUUCGCUGGAUUUGUCUUUGCCCGGGCUGCGGGGCGAGUCGGACGGCGCCGCGGCCGACGGAGACAGAGGAGACACCUUGGCCGCGACGACCGCGGUCGCGGCGCGAAUUUGCGGGGCGCUGCUUGGGUGCCGCAGAAGCCCAGUCCAAGCGAGCCUCGUGCGUUGCCUCCGCAGAUACCCCUGGUUCGCCUACCCCGUUGGAGAGACAGGAGUUUUCCCGUCGUUCCUUUCGCUGUUUCACCGCGAGAGCGCCGAUUCAAGCGGCAGCCGCGCUCAGCGCGACGGCGCCGUCUGCAAAGCGGCCGCGGCAACCGGACAGCACGACUUGUGUAUUUCACGCGGAGACACAUUCGGCGAUGUUUUCGCUUAUGUCGCGGAGGCGGAUCUGUGUGAGUAUCUGUGCGCGGGAGAGCGUACGCGUGGGCAGGGCGUCCCUCUGUCGCUGCAGCACGGCAGACACCUGCUUCAGCGUUUCGAGCUCUCUCUGGAGACGUCGUCGCAGGCGGAGGACGCGGAGGACUCAGAUGAAGGCGAAGCGCGAGCAGACGCCAACGAUCCCCCCUCCAGGGUCAACGACAGCGACACGCCCAGCGGAGGGCGCGCAGGCGCCGCCCGGGGAGGCACGUCACCUGCGAGCGAGAGGGAGAGGACAGCGGAAGGCUCACCGAGUGCACCGUUCACAAUCCCGCUUGCGAGAGAGGGCGACGCGAGGCCGUCUCUCUUUGGCCGUCUCCGCGGCAUCUGGUCGUCGGCCGAAGAGACCGAGGCGCAGCGAACGCAGCGCGAAGAGGGCGAGGCUGAGGAGGAGAGAGAAGAAGCGCGAAUCAUGCAGGAGGUUCUGCAGGCUGUCGAAGAGGCACGCGAUAGCGAAAGGACUCGCGCCAGGGGGCAGACGCCUGUGGCAGUGCCAGCGCAGCCUUCGCCAGCUAGUCGGAGACACGCCUGUAGCUUUGCGUCGGUGCUGCCGAGCCUCGCCUCUGGCGCGUCUCUCGCCUCGAGCUCCCCUUCGCUCUCGCCGGAGGAGGAGGGCUUAGCCAUUCUCGGCUGGCUGCUGCAGAUCUUCACGGGUCGCGUCCUGGCCGCGCAGCUGAUUGAGACCUUCCGCGACGCGGCGGGCGCGCUCGCGCUUGCGUCGCACAGCCACGUGGACAAAAAGACGCGCUCGCGGCUUCUCGGCGGCAGCCGGCGCCCGCCUCGAUCCUCCUUCGAGUCGAGCCUCCUGGCGAGCGGCGACGAGAAGGCUGAAGCGCAGCUCGACGACGAGGAAGGCCGCGAGCGAGAGGAGCUGCUGGAGGGGGUGGCGCUAGGCCUUCGGGGAUGGAUCAUCAUCCUGCCGGCGCUGCUUGCCGUUGCGUCGGGCGGCAUGGCGAGUGACGGCGCGAGGAAGGGCGCCGACGACGCGCCGGCGCAGACCUGCGUGGCGUAUCUGCAGCAUCUGUUUCAGACGCCGCCAGGGCAAGCGGCGCUUGCGCGGAGAGUCCUGAGCCGCGCGCAGCCUCCCUACGCCUCGCCGUCCCCCUCCGCGGCUUUGUAUGACCGCCUGUGCACUUCCGCCGCGACGUCGGGGUCGGCCCCGACAUGCGCCACGUGUGCGGCGUGCGCCUUGCUGCAGGACGUCGCGCAGAUGUCGCUCGUGCAAGCUCUGAUUGAGUUCCUGUGCGUCACAGUGCUGCAGCUCGCGGAUGAGGAAGCUCCGCGUCUUUCGUCCGACGAGCUGCUCAUUAUCAGGUCUGUCCUCGCGUCGUCUGAAGACUCGAGCCACAAUCUAUCUCUCUCCGCGCGACCCGCGGCGCCCCUCGCCUCAGGUCCUGAGUCGCGCCGCGCGGUGACGCCGGCCUCCGUUGCUGAAUGGCUCGUCCCCCCAGGCGCCGAGCUAAAACCGAUGAAAAAAUGCAAAAAAAAUGCGAGGCACGCAGCGUUGUCUGCCGAGCCAAGCGACGCGCUGUGGUUCACGCGCGACUGGAGGGUUCGCGUCGAAACCGAGGGCAGGCGCGACGUGGGCGCCGCGACGGGCACGAAGGCUGGAGCCUCAGAUGCUGCAGACCAAGAGGAGGAAUCCUCCGCGCUGCAGGAUCUGCCUCUGCACGGAGUGGUGUGGGAUGUCGCGAACCGAUCUUUCCUGUGGCUUCUCGCCUCUCACGUCUACUACCUCCUCCUGCAAGUGAACCCGGAGGCUGUGCGGCGCAUGUGGACGCGGUGCCGCAACGGGCGAACGAGGCGGGCGCUGGAGGCCUUCACGGAGACUUAUGUCUCUCCUGGGCUGGUGCUUCGCGAAGUCCAGGCAGCCUCUCAGCUGGCGAACGUUUUCGAUUUGUCGCUGCGCCUCGACGCCCGGCAACGAGACCUCGCAGUCACGUAUCGCGAUGAGAACGGCGAGAUCUCUGUGACGCUGAAUGUGAUAUUCUCGAAGAAUUUCCCUCUUCAAAAAAUUCGGCCUCAGCUCGACUUGGCGCGAAUCCCAGGUGUCCCGAAAAGCCGCAGCAGCCGGUGGCUCCUCGCGGCCUUCGGUGCCAUGAACCGAUCGUCGCUGCACGCGGGCUUAUACGUCUGGGCGGCGAACCUGCGUCAUUUUUUCCACGGCUUGGAAGACUGCCCGAUCUGCUACUCGGUCGUGCAUCCGCAGCACCGCUCGCUGCCCAAGAAGUCGUGCCCAACUUGCAAAUACAAGUUCCACGCCGAGUGCAUUUACCGCUGGUUCCGAACUGCAAGAAAGACGAACUGCCCUCUCUGCCAGUCGCCGUUCUAG